Molecule: messenger RNA, 525 nt
Organism: Puccinia triticina
Lineage: Eukaryota; Fungi; Basidiomycota; Pucciniomycetes; Pucciniales; Pucciniaceae
Exons: 2
Coding region: 1-525 (174 amino acids)
Source: RefSeq, a predicted model, not a curated record
AUGGCGGAAUCGACGAUCCAGAAGAAGAUGUCCUCGCUCUCCUCGCUCUCCAUCCGCCACAACCAGCUGCUGCCGUCCAACGGCUCCACCUACGCCCGCUCGAUCAGCGAGGAAGAGCCGCCGAUGGCCUACGAGCCCGCCCUCCCCGCCUCCUCCUCCUCCUCCUCCCUCGCCAACCCCGCCAACCCGCCAUCCUCCCUCAACCCGUCCUCGGCCACCCCCCCGCCCAACUCCAGCCUCCCCCCCGGCCAGGCCUCCUCCUCCUCCGCCCAGCAGUCUGCCUCCUCCGCCGCUAACUCCGGCGCCUCAACCACCACCACGAACACCGUCGAGUCCCUCCUCGCCCUCGCCCACAAACGCAUCACCACCCUCGUCUAUCUCAAGAAGGUCCACGAGGGCAAGGUCCACUGGUUCAAUACCAUCCUCCUCUCCAGACCCGAACUCGAGAAGUGGUUCGAGCACCAGCGCAUGGUCACCAGGUCUGUCCCUCUCUCGCACCAUUCGUGCCCCGCCAUCCGCUCCUGA